AUGGAAGCGUUAAAAAAUCAUCACCAACUUUUUGAAUUACUACCGAAUGAAGUAAUUGUAAACACAUUUACAUUUGUAGACGCAGACACACUUUUCGAUUGCAGACUUGUGUGUAAACGAUGGAAAGAACUUAUAGAUAAAUACGCAUUUCAAGAAAAAGCUGCUCGAGAAAACAAAUUUAUGAAUGAUGGCCGAGGGUACUAUAGUUUCUCACAAAUCAAUUCAAAUUACAUUAGAAAACUGGAUUUACCGUGGUACGUGUUUUAUGUGAUAAUCAAAUAUGAUCCAUUCAACAGAAAUUUGGUGAAAAACCACUGUGGGCAGGACGGAUUGAACCAUUGGGGAAAUAUUACUAAUACAUUAUGGUCUAUGCCUGGCGAUUUUGAUAUGUUUAACUUUGUUGACAUGUCGUGUAUUCAACAAAUACCACAGGAAAAUCGUUAUGUUUUAUCCGAUCCAGAUUUUGAUGGAUAUACAAGUUGUUUUGUAAUAGAUUUUCAGUAUUUACGAACAAUAGAUCAAAAAAUUAUUUUUAAAGAUUAUGGAUUAAAUGAAAUCGUGAUGAAAACGCUUCGACCUAAAAUUUCAUUUAGUGCAUGGUAUUAUAGAGAUAACAGACAACUUAUCAGUUAUACGUUACGCGCCACUGUUCACAGUAGAACAAAUAAAAUCAUAGGUUUAUGUGAUAAUAUCGAUACUGGUCUACAAACGGAAUUUGGAUGGAAUAAAUAUAACAUAUUAUUUACUAAGUUAAUAUCACAUAACCACCAUCCAAAACCAUUGGAUGACACAACAUUCUGUGCCGUUAACAAUGCGAAAACUGACAUGAAGCUGUGCGCAAUUAGUAACAAAGAAAGUACAAAUAAAAUUCUUUUAUCAAUCGCACAUGGAUGUAACAGUACAGUUUGUUCUAAGUUGAGGAACUCUGAUGUUUUACGACGAACGAUAAGACAUGCACGACGUAUCUAUGCUCCUGACGAGCCCGAAAAUCUUAUUUUUUCAUUACCAGAUAAAUGGAAAACUACAAUGGGUGGCGAGGCAGCUGAUUUUCUAAUUUAUGACAACGGAAAUGGGCAUAGAAUCUUAAUUUUUGCUACAAAUGAAGGUCUGUCUUUUUUAUCAUCAUCUAAUAUUAUGGUUCAUGGAUGGCACAUUUAA
Rhopalosiphum maidis (corn leaf aphid) is the source of this 1158-nucleotide messenger RNA. RefSeq lists its product as uncharacterized. Gene Ontology annotation, biological process: glycoprotein catabolic process; SCF-dependent proteasomal ubiquitin-dependent protein catabolic process. Gene Ontology annotation, molecular function: protein binding; ubiquitin protein ligase activity. Bases 1 to 1158 code for a protein of 385 amino acids. Gene Ontology annotation, cellular component: SCF ubiquitin ligase complex; cytoplasm. NCBI's taxonomy places the organism in Eukaryota, Metazoa, Arthropoda, Insecta, Hemiptera, Aphididae. The transcript is spliced from 5 exons. The record is from RefSeq and is a predicted model, not a curated record.